Triplophysa rosa is the source of this 1128-nucleotide messenger RNA. RefSeq names its product claudin-4-like. The transcript has a single exon. Gene Ontology annotation, molecular function: structural molecule activity. Lineage: Eukaryota; Metazoa; Chordata; Actinopteri; Cypriniformes; Nemacheilidae. Gene Ontology annotation, biological process: bicellular tight junction assembly; cell adhesion. Gene Ontology annotation, cellular component: bicellular tight junction; plasma membrane. The record is from RefSeq and is a predicted model, not a curated record. Bases 84 to 704 code for a protein of 206 amino acids.
CCCACGUGCGUUCAAGCAGCCUAACAGACCGAAGAACAUUCGAGCGCUCUUUUUCUCAGCAAGCCAAGAAUCGUAUUGGUAUCAUGGUAUCAGCGGGGUUACAGAUGCUGGGCAUAGCCCUGGGUAUCAUCGGUUGGAUCGGGGUGAUCGUGGUGUGCGCUCUCCCAAUGUGGCUCGUCACGGCAUUCAUCGGACAGAAUAUAGUCACCGCGCAGACCACCUGGGAGGGAAUCUGGAUGACCUGUGUGGUACAGAGCACUGGACAGAUGCAGUGUAAAGUCUACGACUCCAUGCUGGCCCUCAGCUCAGAUAUGCAAGCGGCCCGUGCCAUGUGCAUCGUCUCUAUCCUGCUGGGCGUUGUCGGAAUCCUGCUGGCGGCCGCGGGAGGGAAGUGCACCAACUGCAUAGAGGACGAGAAUGCCAAAUCCAAGGUGGGCAUGAUUUCGGGAGUGGUCUUCAUCAUCGCCGGGGUUCUGUGCUUGAUUCCCGUGUGCUGGACUGCCAACACAGCCAUAAGGGACUUCUACAGCCCUCUGACGGCAAGCUCUCAGAAGAAAGAACUAGGGGCUUCGCUCUUCAUUGGGUGGGGCGCUUCUGCUCUGCUGAUUAUUGGCGGCGCGUUGCUCUGUGCCAACUGUCCACCUAAGGACCAAUAUGGUGUGAAGUACACAGCUCGACCAGGUGGAACCAAGGGCUAUGUGUGAAGGAACCAAAGAAAACUCAUGCAAAGAGUGACAUUUAAACAGCAUAUGCAACAUACUAACGUGCAUUGGUCAACUUUUGUUUUUGAACUGUUUUGUUAUAAUUGGCCAUGCAUGUGAACGUUGUGUCAGUUGAAUCAGCAGUCAGCUGCCGGUGUGUGAUAGGAGUGGUGAAAUAGUUUGUAUGUAUUCGGUCACAAAUCCGAACGGAGAAAUACCUUAAACAAUGGAUCUGGAAUGCAAAUACAUCUUAAUCAUCUGGAUUUACAAACACUAAGCACUUCCACUUUAGGAGGCGCUACAAAUUCGUUGCCGAUACUGUAAUGCAUUUUUAUAAAAAAUGUCAUCAAAAGAUGUUUAAGCCAAUGUCUGUGUUAACACAUUUCAACUGUAAGUAUUUCAAGUAAUAAACUUUUUUUAACAAAAA